Molecule: messenger RNA, 4104 nt
Organism: Chionomys nivalis (European snow vole)
Lineage: Eukaryota; Metazoa; Chordata; Mammalia; Rodentia; Cricetidae
Gene: Kcnj2
Product: potassium inwardly rectifying channel subfamily J member 2
Exons: 2
Coding region: 421-1704 (427 amino acids)
Biological process (GO): regulation of monoatomic ion transmembrane transport; potassium ion import across plasma membrane
Cellular component (GO): plasma membrane
Molecular function (GO): inward rectifier potassium channel activity
Source: RefSeq, a predicted model, not a curated record
CCCUGGCCAGCGCGCAGCCUUCCCGGCGCCGGCAAGCAGGGUCUUGGGAAUUCUCACUUGCUUCGGCUCACUCUCCUUCACAAAACCCACUGGAUCUUACAUGCUUCUGUAACCCCACUUCCACUCCAUGGUCCCAUGAUCCUGUGCCAGCAACAGGACAAAUUCUCUGGAUGUCAGCUGAGUUACUAAGGUAACUCUAUUGGUCAAAAGGCAAACCUUGGUAGAAUCCCAAGGUCCUUGGAAGCAUCCAUCGCUCCUCAUCUUCUUUCCUUUCUUUUUUCUUUUCUUUUUCUUUUUUUUUUUUUUUUAAUUUUUGGCGUGUGUGUCUCCACCGAACAUUCAAAACUGUUUCUUCAAAGGGUUUUGCAAAAACUCAGACUGUUUUCUAAAGCAGAAACACUGGCGUCCACGGCGGAAGCAAUGGGCAGUGUGCGAACCAACCGCUACAGCAUCGUCUCUUCGGAAGAGGAUGGCAUGAAGCUGGCCACCAUGGCAGUGGCCAACGGUUUCGGGAAUGGCAAGAGUAAAGUCCACACGCGACAACAGUGCAGGAGCCGCUUUGUGAAGAAAGACGGGCACUGCAAUGUUCAGUUCAUCAAUGUUGGUGAGAAGGGACAGAGGUACCUGGCAGACAUAUUUACCACGUGUGUUGACAUUCGUUGGCGAUGGAUGCUGGUUAUCUUCUGCCUAGCCUUUGUGCUCUCCUGGCUGUUCUUUGGCUGCGUGUUUUGGUUGAUAGCCCUGCUCCAUGGGGAUCUGGAUGCUUCUAAAGAGAGCAAAGCUUGUGUGUCUGAGGUCAACAGCUUCACAGCUGCCUUCCUCUUCUCCAUUGAGACCCAGACAACCAUCGGCUAUGGUUUCCGGUGUGUGACGGAUGAGUGCCCAAUUGCUGUUUUCAUGGUGGUAUUCCAGUCAAUCGUGGGCUGCAUCAUCGACGCCUUCAUCAUCGGUGCAGUCAUGGCAAAGAUGGCAAAGCCAAAGAAGAGAAAUGAGACUCUUGUUUUCAGUCACAAUGCUGUGAUUGCCAUGAGGGACGGCAAGCUAUGCUUAAUGUGGAGGGUGGGCAAUCUUCGCAAAAGCCACCUUGUGGAAGCUCACGUGCGGGCACAGCUCCUCAAAUCCAGAAUCACUUCAGAAGGGGAGUAUAUCCCCUUGGACCAGAUAGAUAUCAAUGUUGGUUUUGAUAGCGGAAUUGACCGCAUAUUUCUAGUGUCCCCUAUCACUAUUGUCCAUGAAAUAGAUGAAGACAGCCCUUUAUACGACUUGAGUAAGCAGGAUAUUGACAAUGCAGACUUUGAAAUUGUUGUCAUACUGGAAGGCAUGGUGGAGGCCACCGCCAUGACGACACAAUGCCGGAGUUCAUAUCUGGCCAACGAAAUUCUCUGGGGUCACCGCUAUGAACCGGUGCUCUUUGAAGAGAAACACUACUACAAAGUGGACUAUUCAAGAUUCCAUAAGACUUAUGAGGUACCUAACACUCCCCUUUGUAGUGCUAGAGACUUAGCAGAGAAGAAAUACAUCCUCUCCAAUGCGAAUUCAUUUUGCUAUGAAAAUGAAGUUGCCCUCACAAGCAAAGAGGAAGAGGACAGUGAAAAUGGAGUCCCAGAGAGCACCAGUACAGACUCACCUCCUGGCAUAGAUCUUCAUAACCAGGCAAGCGUACCUCUAGAACCCAGGCCCUUAAGACGAGAAUCGGAGAUAUGACUGGCGGAUUCCAUCUUUGGAAUAUUUACUUCGCUACACAGUCUGUUGUUGGUCAGAGGUCCGAGACAGUUAUACAGACCAUGGUACUGGUCGAGAGGUGGGUGAAAGUGAGGAGCCACAAGAGACUAAGGCUAGCACAAAGGUUUCAAGAAAAGACUGUAAGCGGGAUGACUGAUGGCAAGCUCUUUGCAGGCCUCCGAGCGACCCGAUGGCACAUAUCCGUUGUAGAAAAGGUUGUGGGGUUUUAAAUGUAUUGUUUUGUGUUUUUACAAAACUUGAAUAUGCAGGCAAGCCUCAGUUUGGGAGUUUAGUUUAUCUGGAAUGCUUCUCUUUAGGGGAACAAGAAUGAUUUUAAUGGCAUAACACAGGCAAGACUCUGCCUUAAUUUUUGAAAAGCUGCUAACUACAUGAACACAAACUGUAUUUUUGUUGCAGUGUAGGUUACCUUUUACAUAAUUUUAAAAAGUCAGUGUUGAACAUUGUUGAAGGCGCACAGUGUGCUUCAAAGUGUCAAGUAUUUGGCUAUUAACUGCCAAAAUGAGAGCCUGAUUUUCUGAGGCCAGUAAUUUUUUUUUGCUAAAAUUGAUCUCUCUGAUCUCUCUCUCUCUCUCUCUCUCUCUCUCUCUCUCUCUCUCUCUCUCUCUCUCUCUCUCUCCCUCUCCCUCUCCCUCUCCCUCUCCCUCUCCCUCUCUCCACUUUUUUGUUAUGUAAGGGCAUUAUGUAACCCUAGCCAAAUGGUAGCCUCUGGGUUUUAUUCUUUUCCUUUCCACUACACUAAUAGGUUAUCUCCAAUUUUCAGUUAGACUACCUAAAAUAAAUACCAAAGAGAAUGCACAUCUUUUUGCACAGUGGAGUUUAUAUUAACAAGGAAACAAAGCCCCAUGGGUUGUCUGGGAAAUCCAGAGACCCUAACUUUGAACCUCAGCAAGAUGUUGAACAGCCUGCCUGUUCAUUCUGCAUCUUAGUCUGAAAGAGAGAAACAAAGUCGAUAAAUGUGUGUUUUCAAUUUUGUUCUUUUGUGCAUCCUUCUUAUUUGAAGGGGAAGGGAAAGGGGACAUGGGUCACACCUAUAUACACACUAUCCCAAUGUCUUUCAUUCCCUGAUAGGUAGCGUUGAUCAGGCUAAUGUAUUCGAAGGAGGGAGAAAGAGAUACUCCACUCAGAACGUUCUGAGCUUUUCUCUUUCUGCACAUUCCAAGGUCUUGCUUGAACUUGGUUGAUAACCUGGCAUCCUACAAACAGAGCCAUCCAGCAUGGAAGAUAGAUUUAAAAUUUUUGCAACUGAAUUAUGGCUUUGACAGUCAGGAAAUUUCUAACUUGGUGUCACAUUAGGAAUGAUAUCUGGCCUCCAGGCUUGUCCUUCUGAGGCAUCUGCAGAAAGACAACAUGGGCUGAAUAUGCCAAAGCAGGGGAUUUCCAUGUGUGUGUGUGUGUGUGUGUGUGUGUGUGUGUGUGUGGGUGCUACUUCAAUGCAAAAAUCUACUUUACAAAGGAGAAGGAAGCUGCCUUUUUUAUGGCAGAAGAGGGUAGGAGAGAAUGUCUCAGUAUUUUUAGGGUCUUAGUGAGCCAUUCAAACACAACACAAUUACAAGCUAAUGAGUUAAGAGUCUAAUGGGUUAUUUCUCUCUGUGUACACACUCAUGACUAUUAUGAGCUGGUCAUUGUCUCUUGUAAAGUCCCGAAGCAGGUUACCAAGGACACAUUAUUUUCUAGAAUCCUCUUCUGCCUUGUCACCUGACUUGAUGAAAACACCUCUCCCCACCCCCACUCUAGCCCAAUAAUGAAAAUCUCCCCCCACCUUUCUUUCUUUCGGUUUUAAAGCCCCCCCUGCUUGUGCAUCCCAGGGUUGCUCAUUUCGCCUUUUAGUUUGGAGUCUGAAAAUCAACUCUCGAAUGGUAUUAUACCCUAAUAUGCCAUUAAAAAUCAGCUUGUUCUUGAAUCAUGUAUUUUAUUUCAGUCAAUGUUUGUGCCGGUCUGUGGCUUGUGAGCAGCCGUAUCUGAACGCAGGGCCUGUAAGAUGAUGACAGUUUCUGCUGUUAUCAACUGUCCUAAGUCCAACGGGUGGGUAACUGUGGGUAUUAUUCUCACGGAAAUCAAGAGGGCAGCGUUGAGAAAGGUUCAUCAUUGUACAUCCGCGUUUAAAGGCAGGGUUAGGAAGUUGCUUGAAUCAGAGUUGGAGGGGUCGGUUGAAGACAAAAGGGACUGGCUUGUGACGGGGCGAGGCCAUGUGGAGGGCUUCAGGUGCUGCUAUUAAGGAGAUUUGCAGAGGAAAAUUAUCAAACCAAAGAGUAUUCAGUGGAAUGUAAAUCAAAUGAAGAUGCAGUGGAGAAGGGGGGUGACCACCUGGAGGUCCCUCCAGACACACAGUACUACCACUUAAAAAGACUUGAGUUAUUUGAA